AACCCAGUAUUUGACCAUGGUUUUUCACAUUGUGACGAAAGACGAUGAUGUAACGAGCAAUUCCGACAGUAUGCAAAAUGGUGGAUUUUCUUGCUGAAAAUAAUAUCUGUGGUCAAUCAUUGUUAAAACUUGUUAGUCGAGGAAAUGCAAUAAUUGCAGAGCUUCUUCGUCUUUCUGAGUUUGUGCCACCCGAAUUUCGACUUGCUAACAAACGAGAUCAGUUGAAAUAUGGCGAAGUAUUGGCAGAUUUUUCAUACUUCCAAGGUCCUGAUUUCUAUGAAGCAAAAAUCGAUGCAAAAUCCGAACUACAGGAUCUCGAUUCAGAGUUUCGAGAUAAUCACAUCGAUAUUCUGACUCGUUUCUUCUUAGCAUUCGAAAGUGUUUUUAAGUACAUCACAGAUUUAAACAGAUUCUUGGAGGAACUUGACGAUGGUGUGUUCAUUCAGCAAACAUUAGAAUCAUUGCUUGUCAAUGCUGAUGGCAAGCAACUUAUGGCUGAAGGCUUGUACCUGUAUGGAGUGAUGUUGUUACUGAUUGAUAUGAAAUUUGAUGGUGAAGUUCGUGAAAGAAUGUUGGUAUCCUACUAUCGAUAUUGUGCAGGAAGAGCAGACAUUGAAUCUAAUAUUGAUGACGUUUGCAAAUUGCUAAGAAGCACAGGUUACAGUAUUGGAAAGCGACCACCUAGAUAUCCUGAAGAUUACUUUAGUCGUGUACCUAUAUCCAAAACCUUUGUGAAAAUGCUGGUUGGUAGACUGCGCUCGGAUGACAUAUAUAAUCAGGUGUCAUCAUACCCUCUUCCUGAGCAUCGUAGUACAGCACUUGCAACACAAGCUGCUAUGUUAUAUGUCAUCCUGUAUUUUGCUCCAGAUAUUUUAAACUCUCAACAAGCUGUGAUGAGAGAAAUUGUUGAUAAACACUUUCCUGAUAAUUGGGUGAUCAAUGUUUACAUGGGGAUAGUUGUGAAUCUUGUGGAAGAAUGGGAACCAUAUAGGGCUGCAAAGACCGCACUGAACAAUACUGUUGAAUUAACAAACAUCAGAGAUUUGGCAAUACAUCACAUUGGUAAUAUUCAAAAGUUGAAUGUUCAAGUCCUGAAGUUUCUAAAGGAAGGUUUUUUAACGGAAGAAUAUGUUCUUGAUAAUAUUCCCAAAUUAAUGAAUUGUAUACGUGAUUGUAACGUUACACUUCGUUGGGUUUUAUUGCAUACAACAGAUAGAGCUGCGGAUAAUCACAAACGUUGUCGUACUAUACGAGAUACUGUAUUGGCGAGUGGUUAUAAUGCUGGACAUUGGUUUGAUAUACUCUUAAAUACAGCACAGUUCGAGUACGUAGUCAAGGAAUUGUUUAAAAAAAUGUUGCAAGAAAAGCAAAUAAAAUGGGAAACGAACAAACGUGAAAGUGUUGAGAGAAUUGAUGAGUUGGCGGACGUUUUCUCCGGUGUCAAACCUCUCACAAGAAUACAAAAAAAUGAGAAUUUACAGGCCUGGUUUAGAGAGAUGUCUACUCAGAUCCAGUCUUUAGAUUAUGAAGAUUCCACGGCCGCUGGAAGAAAGAUUGUGCAAUUAAUACAAGCACUUGAAGAGGUUCAAGAAUUUCAUCAGCUUGAGAGCAACUUGCAAGUCUGUCAAUUCCUCGCUGACACAAGAAUGUUCCUUCAUAAAAUGAUACGAAUCAUUAACAUUAAAGAAGAGGUUCUGAUUAUUAUUCAGCUCGUUGCUGAUCUUUCGUAUGCUUGGAUUAUCAUCGACAGCUAUACCAGCAACAUGCAAUCUGGUAUCAAGAAAAGCCCUUCUUUGGUUCGGAAGCUACGGGCUACCUUUCUCAAGAUGGCGUCAGCGCUUGAUUUACCUCUCGUUCGUAUUAGUCAGGCGAACAGCCCUGAUUUAGUGAGUGUGUCUCAAUAUUAUUCUGGUGAACUUGUGAGCUAUGUCAGAAAGGUGCUUCAAAUUAUCCCGGAGUCGAUGUUUGAACUUUUGGCUCAAAUUAUUUGGAUUCUUAGCAAUAAAAUGAAGGAGGUUCCUACAAGACUUGAGAAAGAAAAGCUCCGUGAAUAUGCUCAGUUAGAUGAACGUUACAUGGUUGCUAGACUAACUCACAGCAUUUCGGUAUUUACCGAAGGGAUUCUUAUGAUGAAAACAACGUUGGUCGGUAUUAUUAAGGUUGAUCCGAAACAACUUCUUGAGGAUGGCAUUAGAAAGGAACUCGUCCGUCAAGUCGCUGGCGCUUUACAUCAGGGGCUCAUUUUUAAUUCUAAAGUAAAAUCUGAUCUUCGUCCACGUUUGAAGGAACUUGGUAAUCGUAUGGAUGCAUUUAAAAGAUCAUUUGAAUACAUUCAAGAUUACGUCAACAUUUAUGGUUUAAAGAUUUGGCAGGAAGAAGUGUCAAGAAUUAUAAAUUAUAACGUGGAACAGGAGUGCAACAGCUUUUUACGUGCUAAGGUAUAUGAUUGGCAAUCCAUCUACCAAUCAACGACUAUCCCCAUUCCUAUUUUCCCGCCGGUGGAUGAAUCGGUGAAUUUCAUUGGUCGUUUGGCGAGAGAAAUUUUACGGAUUACUGAUCCAAAAUCUACGUGUUACAUCGAAGAAAGUGGAGCGUGGUAUGACUGUAAAACGAAAGAAGAAGUUGUCAACCUUCUGUUGUUUCGUGAACUUCAAUACAGUGUUGACUCAUUUGGUCUUACAGGACUUGAUAAACUUCUUUCGUUUAUGAUAGUGAAAGAACUUCAGAUGUUUGUGAGAAUGGUGCAAGUUUCUUUAAAGAAAGACGCUUCUUUUCGUGGCAUGCUUGAUGGUCUUGCUCAAAAUUUGACUCCCGUUAAGAAAAUUGUUGCUAAUCCUGCCAAAGUUUACUUUCAAGCAUAUCAAAAAUGCUCCAAAUCGUGGCCACAAUUUCUUGAUGUGAUCAUGAAGGUUGGUCAAAUGCAGUUACUGCGACUACAAAUAACAAACGAGUUAAAUUUUUCCUGCAAGUUUAAUUCGAAACACUUUGAAAGUACUUUAAGCACGCUAAAUCAAUCGUUAAUCAAAGAUAUCGAAGCUCAUUAUCAAGAUCCUAAUAAACCAUAUCCCAGCGAGGAAAAUCCUCUUAUGUCUGAACUAUCAACAUACCUGGAGUCUGCUGGCAUUCACGAUCCAUUGAAGAAGAUCUACAUUACAACACAGAGGAUUGGUUAUUUGCCAUUAUUGACGAUGUUGUGUGUCGUUUCACAGUUACCAAAAGUAGUUUAUGUAAAACAUCUAGCUGGCAUGGUGGCAAGAAAACCUGGUGAUGCAGUUGACUGUGCACCAUUUGUAGUUGGUAUUAUUACAGCUUUAAAACAAUAUCAUGUUGAAACAACGCAUCAGUUCUUGGCUUGUCUUGGACAAUACGUUCGUUCAUUAGUCGACUCAAAUGCCAAUGGUAAAGUACCAGAGCUCCAGGAUGAAGUCAUCAAUACUUUAGCAUUUUUUGAAGAUUUCCUUCAUUACAGCAAAUUAUCAAGAAAGGUUGCUGAAGAACAUGUACCGAUGUAUUUGCUGGAUCAAUUCAGACAACAGUUGAUAUAGAAGGAUAAAACGUGUAGUAUACCUCAUCAUCUGUGUUGUCCUUAACAGUACCUACAACAUCAAUGUAUGAAACGUCUGAUUGAAGCGUUUAGAUUAUAAAAAAAUGAUACAGAUUGCCUGUUGGUAGUAAACGAAAUCACCAGAACAAUUAUCGUGCAAAUUUAUCCCAACCAAAGUUGUACUUCCGCGUUUAUCUCUUCAUUGUUGACUUAUUGUAGAAAAACUCUUCUUUUGAUCUUCAAAAACUUUUAUCGUUUUUGUAUCCUUUGCAAGAAAUGAUUCGAAGAAAUGAUUUCAAGAUAUGAUUCCACCUUUAUUUAAUUUCUUCUUUUUGAGAUGAUGUAAGAUCACCAAUCUUUAUACACCAUCCAAAAUAGAGAUAUUACAUUAGUUUAUUUCAUCAUUUAAAUUUCAUACUUCAAUAAAAAGAUACAAAGCAAAAACAAUUAAAUGUGAUUGAUGUCAGAAUAAAUAAAACUUUGCUGAUGUCAGCUCAUCGCAAGGUAUGAA
Xenia sp. Carnegie-2017 is the source of this 4055-nucleotide messenger RNA. RefSeq names its product WASH complex subunit 5-like. Gene Ontology annotation, cellular component: endosome; WASH complex. The coding region runs from base 78 to 3545 and encodes 1155 amino acids. The record is from RefSeq and is a predicted model, not a curated record. The transcript has 30 exons. Gene Ontology annotation, biological process: actin filament polymerization; endosome fission; regulation of actin nucleation. NCBI's taxonomy places the organism in Eukaryota, Metazoa, Cnidaria, Anthozoa, Malacalcyonacea, Xeniidae.